GAGGAGUUCUUGGGGCGCGCUAAGAGUGGCGAUGACUAAGCGGGGAGCAGAGGCAGUGGCCUUCCAUACGCCCUGGGAGACCUUCGUGUCUCACAGGCCAUCGAAACGAGGGCGGAGCGAACCUGGGCUAAGGGAGGUGCGAUGUGGGAAAACGCCCUGGAGCGGAGGCGGCUGCAAGAAACGGAAGCGGGCGGAAGAGGACGAGGAAACUUCUGGAAAGGGGCCCACCGCCUUGAAGCGGAGCAGACCUCAGGAAGAGCAGGUGCCUCUGGCAAGUACCAGUGGCUGGGAAGGAACGAGGACGCGGCGGCAAGAGCAGCCUGGAACGCUGCCGGAGGAUGAAGAGGAGGCUGGAUCGGGAGAAUCCCCAGCGCAUCCUUGGAACCCCAAAGCAUCGAUGGCUGAAGAGCAUCAAGAUGACGUUUGGCACUACAACUCCUUCCAGUAUUGGAGGUCUCCAUUACCUGCCAUUGAUUUGUCUGAUAUUCUCAAUUUAGAAAAAGAGAACACGGUCAAAACAAGACACGCUAGCAGGUCUGGCAUUUCAGAAAUGGAAACUUGAAAAAUGACCUAUUGGCAAAUGUAUUUGCAGAAGCUGGUGUCUGUUUAGGUUCUAUUAUUACUUGAGGAAAGUAAGCAGAUGUGUUAAUUCUGGUGAAGAAGAGUAUGUUUUGAAGAAGAAACAACAGAAUUCAUCAGUAAGCCAACGGCAUACAGAAAGAAGAGAGAAGAGAUGGCACUCAGAUGACUGUGGGAUUAUUUGAAAACAGAUACAUAGAGAGAAAUAGAUGACUUUGUAGCUUGAAAAAUGAACAUCACAGGUGAGGAAGGGUGUGUUAAUGUGUGGCUGCAGUAUAUUAAUGAAGUUUUGAAUCUGUCUUCUUUGUUAUUGUUAGAUCAGCUUAACCAAAAAUAAAAAUAAGCACUUCUAUGCAAACUGAAAUUUAGACUGGCAAUUAUUUGCCUGCAAGAAUUGCCAUUGUAUAACUUUUUAUUUAUUAUUGUUUGAGGAAUCGCUAUGCUUCUUCCUCUUCUUUUUUGUAGAAGUAAUCAAGAAGUGUUAUGUUUUAUUCUGUGGACUAUGAUUGAUAAAAAAAGUGAAUUAUUCAA
Heteronotia binoei (common prickly gecko) is the source of this 1110-nucleotide messenger RNA. RefSeq lists its product as uncharacterized. Lineage: Eukaryota; Metazoa; Chordata; Lepidosauria; Squamata; Gekkonidae. The coding region runs from base 32 to 562 and encodes 176 amino acids. The transcript has 2 exons. The record is from RefSeq and is a predicted model, not a curated record.